AUGUUCCUCAGAAAGCUUACACUUGCGUUUGCCUCUCUUGUAUCUAUUUUCAGCAGCGUCGACACUCCUGGUGUCGAUGUCAGCUCCGCCCUCCUUCCCUUCCUCCCCACCCUCGUCAUCAUUCCCGAAGUUGUGCGCACGUUCCCCAUCUGUCUAUUCAACGAGGAACCAAUUUCGAUUGGUUUCUCUCGCGCGAAUUGGACCACACCCUCAGUCAUCGGUAUUCCUACCCUCGACUGGGGAGCGAGCCACCUCGCUCAUGUCCAGGACCAUAAUGUCUCAGUCACUGACUGGGAAAAGUGGCUCAUCGUCGCUGGCGAGGUCUUUCAAGAAGGAAACGUCGAUUAUCUGGUCUACGUUCUGCACGAGGCCCAACAGUAUCUGGUAUCCGUGCAGUUUAACAUAAGCGACCUCGAAUGUCUCGUGUUCUUGCUCGACGUCUCCUUCGUCGAACUCGUCACUGUCCUCGCCCUUCUCAUUCUCAUGGAGUCUUCGCCGUUUUUCGAAUGCGCGUUCCGCAAGGUGCUGUCGAUGCGUCGUCAAAUUUUAUAUGUCGUCGACGAGAGCAUGAUCCUCGCUGGUGUCUUACUCGCUACUUGGCCUCGUAUCCUCUGCCAAACACUUGGGUCUCUCAUUCCCAUAGUCGCGUCGCAAGUUUUAUACCUUUUGAUCAAAUUUGACCGAUUCCUUACCUUGGGAAUUGACGCCUUAACCAUACGGCCCAUCCUGGUCCUCAGCAGCAAUGCAGUGAUUGUAGGAUCAAAACUUGGUAUCAUCAUUCGAGGCAUUGCCCUUCAGAAUCUCCACGUGACCAAGUCAAUUCGGUCGAGUCUAUCAACCACAUUUCGGGCAAUCAUCCACGAACUUUCAUCCAAAUCGUACUGUUUGUUCAGCAUGGUCCGGACUGCGCUUGUAUUAUCCAUUUUCAUCAUCGUCUGGCUGUCAUAUAAAACUGCCAUGUCCAUAACGGACAAAGUCCACCCACUUGCAAUUAAAUUGCACCAUUUCCUCGGCUUGACUGCAAUCCGUGUCUUCACCGUUACCUGGAUCACCAACAAGACCAGUACUCUCGGAAUCACUACGGCACGGCCUCUCGCCAACCACACUCGCCGAUUCAAGGCAACCAUUUCAGCCCUAAUUAAGAAUCGGAUUAAAGCAUUUCUCUUCACGAUUACGUUCGAAGGAGCCACUCUUCUCUUCGAAGUCGCCAAUCAUGAAUUUGUCGAAAAACUCACCUGCUCUGGUCUCGCCAAGGUCGAAUCAACCCACCAGCCCAACACCGACACCGACGCUGAGCUUCCUGCGCCAACCCCAUACAUCCGCCAAAGCACACGGACUCGCGAAAAGAAGCGGUACCGGAGAGGCAAACAGGUGAAGAUUGACCUUGGCGAGAAGAAGAAGCACGGCCGCAAGAGGGCCUAA
Molecule: messenger RNA, 1422 nt
Organism: Mycena indigotica
Lineage: Eukaryota; Fungi; Basidiomycota; Agaricomycetes; Agaricales; Mycenaceae
Exons: 6
Coding region: 1-1422 (473 amino acids)
Source: RefSeq, a predicted model, not a curated record